Hipposideros armiger (great roundleaf bat) is the source of this 1038-nucleotide messenger RNA. Its product is annotated as aquaporin-12B-like. Gene Ontology annotation, molecular function: channel activity. The transcript has 3 exons. NCBI's taxonomy places the organism in Eukaryota, Metazoa, Chordata, Mammalia, Chiroptera, Hipposideridae. Gene Ontology annotation, cellular component: cytoplasm. Bases 1 to 1038 code for a protein of 345 amino acids. The record is from RefSeq and is a predicted model, not a curated record.
AUGGCUGGUCUAAACGUGUCCCUCUCCUUCUUCUUGGCCGUCAUCGCUCUCUGCCAGGCGGCCAGGAGGGCGUCUAAGUCCCUGCUCCCGGCGGGCGCCUACGACAACUUCGCCCGAGAGGCAGCGGGCGCGGCCCAGCUGGGGGCCUGCUGCCUGGAGCUGAGGAUGCUGGUGGAGCUGGGCCCCUGGGCCGGGGGCUUCGGCCCCGACCUGCUGCUGACACUGCUGUUCCUGCUGUUCCUGGCGCACGGGGCCACCUUCGACGGUGCCUCUGCCAACCCCGCCGUGUCGCUGCAGGAGCUCCUGCUGGCCGAGGCCUCUGUGCCCAGCACGCUGCUGAAGCUGGCGGCCCAGGGGCUGGGCGUGCAGGCGGCCUGCACCCUGACGCGGCUCUACUGGGCCUGGGAGCUCAGCGACCUGCACGUCCUACAGAACCUCAUGGCCGCGCACUGCAGCUCGGCCCUGCGCACCAGCGUCCCCCACGGCGCCCUGGUGGAAGGCGCCUGCGCUUUCUUCUUCCAUCUGACGCUCCUCCGUCUCCACAACAGUCUUCCCGUCUACAGGGUGCCGGCCGUGGCCCUGCUGGUCACCGUCACGGCCUACACAGCUCACAGCGGCACAGCUGUGGUGGCUGAAAACCCUUUCCAUGCUGACGAGAGCAACGUGUGGACCGUGGAGACCUCCACCUGGUGGGAGCAGGAAGAAGGGAAGGUCUGGGGUGUGAGUUGCAAUGGCCUGAGGGCCCUGAGCUCUGACGCCUGGUCUCCUGCAGGGAUGGUGCUGGCUGUCUUGCUGUAUCAUGGCCAUCUCCCCCGCCUUUUCCAGAGGAAUCUGCUCUACAGCCAGAAGAACAAGUAUCGAACCCCCAGAGGGAAGCCAGUCCCAGGACCUGGAGACACCCAGAUGUCCGCAGAGAGACACACAGUCCAGGAGCCUGGGCAGAGUGGGGUGGGACGGCCGCUGCUGGGCCCUAGUGGACACGCUCCGAGUGAGCGUCCUGUGAGGGCCAGGUCCCUGGCUGGAUCCCAGGACCGCUGA